Mugil cephalus (flathead mullet) is the source of this 2439-nucleotide messenger RNA. RefSeq names its product RAB18A, member RAS oncogene family (gene rab18a). The transcript has 7 exons. Lineage: Eukaryota; Metazoa; Chordata; Actinopteri; Mugiliformes; Mugilidae. Gene Ontology annotation, molecular function: GTPase activity; GTP binding. The coding region runs from base 138 to 752 and encodes 204 amino acids. The record is from RefSeq and is a predicted model, not a curated record.
AGUGAGACGUCUCACCUCACAACGUUGUCAAACUAUCUCUGCUUCGAUCCGUAAACAGCGUCGCGAGUUGCCCAACGUCGCUUUAAGCAUUGCUGUAGCCGAUACCCGGGAGCACCAGCCCUCGCCGUGAAGAGAAAAUGGAAGAAGACAUACUAACGACGCUGAAAAUAUUGAUAAUAGGAGAAAGUGGUGUUGGGAAGUCGAGCCUUCUCUUAAGGUUCACAGAUGACACAUUUGACCCUGAACAAACUGCAACAAUAGGUGUUGACUUCAAAGUGAAGACCAUUUCUGUGGAUGGCAACAAGGCAAAGUUAGCAAUCUGGGACACUGCAGGACAGGAGCGCUUCCGAACCCUGACACCUAGCUACUACCGUGGCGCCCAGGGAGUCAUCCUUGUGUAUGAUGUCACGAGACGAGAAACCUUCACCAAGCUUGACAACUGGCUCAACGAGCUGGAGACGUACUGUACAAGGAAUGACCUCGUCAAAAUGCUUGUGGGGAAUAAAAUUGAUAAGGAAAACCACGAGCUAGACAGAGCCGAAGGGCUGAAGUUUGCAAGAAAACAUUCCAUGCUUUUUAUAGAGGCGAGUGCGAAGACGAAAGACGGCGUUCAGUGCGCGUUCGAGGAGCUGGUGGAGAAGAUCAUCCAGACGCCCGGCCUGUGGCAGAGCGAGAGCCACGGCCGGGCGGUGCAGCUCAGCGACGAAGACGCGGGCACCGGAUCCUGCGGUGGCUACUGCUCCCUGGCCUAGACAACACAUACACAGAUCAAUCACACACACACAUGCACACAGACACUUGAAAGAUCACCCCCCCCUUUGCCCUCUGACAUGAAGGCAGUAGAGGUCCAAUUGUUUCCCCUCCACCGAGCUGAAAGCGUUGACCGUCCACACAGACAUUAACUUUUGCACACUUUCUAAUACAAAUACAGCUCAGACUUACUUCCUCUAAGAGAAUUUAAGCGUUUCUCUCUUUUUCUUUUUUAUUGAGCUACCGUUUGUGCAGUUCCAGGAGCUUGGUCAAGAUUUUAACCGUUCUCACUUGAUACUCAUAGGUUUUAGUUAUAGCAAUGCAGUUAAAAGGAGUCCAAAAGUAUAAGCCAAAAUCUGGCAUGACUAAAUCCCUGAAGGAUUAUGAGAAUGGAAAAUCUAAAUAUAUUUGUCCGAGGUUUCUUUUUGUCUCCAGCAUGCUUUUUCUCUUCCAAGCACCUUGCCUUAGGAAGCACAUCUGUAUCAGUGCAGAGCCGACUCCUCUCCUCCCCAGUGUCUGUCUAUCCUCUGCUCUGUCCUGUGCUCCUUGCCCCCCCUCCCCACAACCCCCAGCACGGCCUCCACAAAAAAUGAUGCUGCUUAUGGAGAAGCUUAUCAAGCCAAGCUGUCUUGUUUUCCGUCUCACCACUCUCAGUCAAAGGCUUGGAUCAUGUGUCUCUGUUGUCCACACAUCUGCCUCAUUUCUUUCCAAGUGUUUGGAAUGGCGUUUUAUUUCUUUUUACUGACUUGGACUUAAAAACCUUUGCUGUGUUUUUGAAGAGCACAUAAAUCAAAGAGGCUGGCACCAUACAAGCUUUCCACUGGGUGCCGAAGAAGAGGGGAACCUCUUAAAAUUGCACGCCUUUUUUGUAAUGAGUUGCUUUUAAUGGAGUGCGACCUGCUGGCUCUCACUCACUCAGACAGAUAAUAGCAGUAAUAUCACUAGCACCACUGCUACAGUCUCUCGUACAGAUCCCCUUUGACUGGACAGAGACAAAGGAAAAGUGUUCAAUAUUAAACAGGGCGGUGAGUCAUAAGGGUGUUUCCACUGAAUUUGGAAAAAUCAAAGAAAAGGCUGUGUGCUCCACGUUGUUAAUGGGUUUCACAGAGCUCCCAUCUCUGUUAGUAUCUGAGAAACCGUUAUAAAUGUACUGUACCCCUGACUUCUGACCAUGUUUGUAGUAUUCGAGUGCUGGUACGCGUAAUGGUAACGGUAAUUCGGAGGGUUUGAUCUCGUUAGCGGGAGGCGCUCGAGGUGACAUGGAUUGAAGCAUUUCUUAUCACAUGAUUUUUUUUUUUUUAAAAAACCUAUUUUUAAUUGCAUGGGAAAUUUGCGUGCCAUUCUUUUUGUGUUUGUCUGUCCAGUGAAUGAUUUUCAGAGGCAAUUUACUAUAAACACUAACUUAUAUUUAGCUGAAAACAGUAAUAUCUUGCAUACAAGUUUACCAUUUGAAGUUAAUGGUAUGAUAAAACAAAACAAAGUAGGCUUUUACUUGUUAUUAAAAUAAAAAAAUUAAAAAAACGUGUCUUUUUUUGUGCAAAGAAAUACGUUAAAACAUGCGUACCUGUAAAUUGUAUUUUAAGAAUUUGUUGGGAUACUUCCUGUAUGAAUUGUAAAGCUGAAUGUAUACAUAUUUCACUACAAACCGCCCUAUGUAUUAAACUAAAUAAAUUUUCUUUUUCUAAGCCA